Molecule: messenger RNA, 3049 nt
Organism: Drosophila busckii
Lineage: Eukaryota; Metazoa; Arthropoda; Insecta; Diptera; Drosophilidae
Gene: TAF1B
Product: TATA box-binding protein-associated factor RNA polymerase I subunit B
Exons: 4
Coding region: 39-2636 (865 amino acids)
Biological process (GO): RNA polymerase I preinitiation complex assembly; nucleolar large rRNA transcription by RNA polymerase I
Cellular component (GO): RNA polymerase transcription factor SL1 complex; RNA polymerase I core factor complex
Molecular function (GO): RNA polymerase I core promoter sequence-specific DNA binding
Source: RefSeq, a predicted model, not a curated record
UGGUUGUUGAUAUUUUAAGCGGUUAAAAAUCUUUAAUCAUGGACGAAACAGAUGUAAUGGAAGUGGAUAAUAUGGAAUGUGAUGUAUGCGGGGAGCGCACAUUCCAGGAACGUGAAGGAUUUUACUACUGUAUUGAGUGCGGCACCAAAAAAGAGCAGAUACGUGCAGUGGAGAUUAGCGCCGAGGACACAUUCAACGACACUACUAAACAUAGUACACAGCGUACCAUAAAGAAGCCUAAAAUUAAGACAGAGGAAAACGAUAUAACUUCAUGGGAAUUUUACAAUUAUGUGCUACGCGGUUUUCUACAGGAGCUGCUACAAAUGGGCGCCAAGCCAGAACUCAAGCUUAUGACUCUCCAAGUAUGGGCUGCCUAUAUGAGCCGCAUGGAAGUGGCAUUCUGCAAAAGCAACGAGCUGGGUCUGCCAAAACUGAGCGUGCGUGCAUUGGCAAGAGACGCAAGGAUUAUAUACAAUCACAAGCAAAGCAAACGAAAGCGCGAGCGGUCGGAUAGGAAAUUCCAACAACCUGGAGAUGAGCGUGCCAACUGGCGUGAAUGGCGUAAGACCAAGCGCAAAUUGGAUGAAUCAGGCUAUAGUGGCAAGGACGGCGAGCUAUCCGAGUCCACGCUUCAUGCCAGCCAAAGCUUAAAGCUACAAUGGUCAAGAAACGCGCGGAAAUCCUUGAAAGAGCAUAUGCCUCUCAAACAUCUCGAUGAGCAUAGCUUGGACAGCAGUGGCAGCAUGCUCUGCCACAAGCUUCGUCCGACGGCCGGCUCACUAACAAGCUUUGAUCGCCACAUCUAUUGUCUGAACAUUACCAAGCUUUAUGUGGUGCUUGCCAUAGCGCUGAACCAGGUAGAGGAUAAUAUACAGCUGUGUGAUCUGCUGCGUCUUAUAGACGAGGAUCAUUUAACCAGUCGUAAUAUGCUGGGCUAUCUGCCCGAGAACGUGGCUGCCCAAGGCAAAACGCUGCUGAAACAGCUUGAAUUUGGUCAUCAAAAGGACAAGUGUCGAUAUAAGUUCAUAAGACAUCACAUAGCGCAGAUGUCACGUUUCAUAGACAUGAAUGGUUACCAACAGCCAGAUUUGGAGGGGCUGACCCAACGCUAUGUGUUGGAGUUGAAUUUACCACCGCAGCUGACGAGCUAUGUUAAGAGUUUGAUGGAUGUACUGCCACCUAAAUUUGCGCCAAUUCAUGGCGAGCAUAUAUAUCCACGCUAUGAGGCCAGAGUCAUGGCUUACAUUAUCUAUGUGCUUAAACUUUUAUUUGGACUUGAUGAUGUUAAGGAGCGCCAGAUCUCUGAUUCUGCGAAAACGAUUAAUAAGCAGUUAUCCCAGAUUGACGCACAGCAGCCGCUGCUCUUUGUCUACACCGAUUGGAUGCAGUUUGUAGAGCUACGCAAGGUGCUUGUUUCGCAUUAUAGCGAGAGUUUUGCACGCCGCUUUGGCCAGAGCACGCAACUGGGGCGCAAGGUGGAUGACUUUUUGAUAAAGGAACGCAAGCAGCAAGAACAGGACUUUUGCAUUAAUGAUCUGACACCAACCAUGCAACGUACGCGAGAGAACAUUGCGAUUCUCUUUGAAACACUGCUGAAGCAGCAGUUUGGACAGUCCAGCGCUGAUAGCCUGGCCAAGGAUCAUAUUGAAUUCCAGCCCAGCCUAACGCCGGCGCACAGCUAUUUUAAACGUCUCCUGCUGCUGGCAGGGGAGAGUGAGUUAAGCGUUCACAUACCAAGCUGUAUGCUUGUGGAUCACACGGAGCGGCAGCUAGAUCCCUUCAAGCAACCAAGUAGCCUGCUCGCAGACUACUUUGCCCAACAUGACAUAAGCCUGCGCGUAGAGGAGCUAGCCUGCCGCGAGGACAUACAGUCUGUGGGCAUCUUUCAAGCGAUUUCACGAUUACCGCAACGCCACAAGGAAUACCGUGCAAACUGCGAUAUCAAGACACAAACGUGGAUCGAAGAGUUACGUCGUCGAGAGAAGCGACCAGAUUUUGUAUUUCGCGAACCAGUGGCCAACUAUGGCAGACAGUAUCAGAGAAUAAUACAUGAACGAGCAAUGCGUCGUGAGCAGCUGGAGAGAGGCAAUCCCUUUAGCGAAUUUAAGGCCACUCCAAAAUAUUUGCUACAGAUGCAUAACAAGGAGGUGCCACUAGAUGAACUGGCUUCUAUACAAGCAUUCGAUGAGUGCAAUAUGGAUCCGUUGAACGUGCCGCUCGAGCUACCGCGACGUCAGCUAGAAGAUUCAACUGCAGAAACAGUGGAGCCUAAACUGGAGUAUCUCAGUGGACAAAGCGAAGCGUCAACGUCACAGUCACAGUCAGAGGAAUUGGUCUUGAAGAUCUCAAACUUUGAUUGCUGGCUGCUUCAUGGGUAUCUAACUCGCAUGACUGAGUCGGAUAAGCGAAAAGUACGGACGCUUUUUCCAUGUUCAUUUCGUUGGCUGCUGGACACAUGCGCUGCCACAAUUGGUGUGGAAUGGACCGUGCUCUAUGAACAGUUACUGGUGAUAGAGGUUAUGUUCCAUCAUGGCAUUGAGGAUUGGAGCAAUCAUAAGAAUCAUCUGCGGCUUAAAUAUAAUAUUAUGAAUAAGGACAUGAAUCUAUUGACCAAAGCCUUUCGGGAUAUGUGGUAAAUGUAUUAUAUGUAAAAAUUGUAACUAAGUCACUAAAUGUAAAGCGCUGUUCAUUAAAUUAUUUCAUGCCAGCCACUAAACAAUGUAGGCUGAAACACUCAGCAUCAGCCAAACAUCUCGACCUGCAAAUUAGCGUUUAUCAGAAGACGACGAAGACCGAGACACACACACUCACACACAUAUGUACAUAUAUACAUAAGCAGACACAUUCAUAUGUACAUGCAUAACUUUGUUUACAUUUUACAAAAGUCUUGAAAAGCAAAAUGAGCACGAAACUUACAGAGAGUGCGGCGCGAGCGCAAAUUACUUGCGUGGGCUGCAGCAAAAGUUUCCUGAGUGAUCUUGAGCUUUUAUAGAUAAUAUUUCUAGAAAUAUAUUUUACACUUUUGAUUCCUUUUAAAUUUGCAUUUCAA